Loa loa (African eye worm) is the source of this 1041-nucleotide messenger RNA. RefSeq lists its product as hypothetical. The transcript is spliced from 7 exons. NCBI's taxonomy places the organism in Eukaryota, Metazoa, Nematoda, Chromadorea, Rhabditida, Onchocercidae. The coding region runs from base 31 to 810 and encodes 259 amino acids. The record is from RefSeq and is a predicted model, not a curated record.
AUUUUCAGGAUGCGUAAGGAAGGACUGUGAAUGCUUGUGACUAAAGUAGAGCAGAGCGAAGUACGCCAGCUCGUAGACGCUUUUAAAUCUGAAGGCUCAUUUGAUAAACUAAGGCGAAAAAUUUUCAGCACGAUCGCCGCUACUGAUCGUUACCAAAAAGUGGUGUUAAAUGCUGAAGAAAUUGUUGACGAUUUAUUAAAGACAUCUGCACCAGAUCUCACGAAAAAUAAAGCACUCGAUAUACUCAGGAAGAAGCUUUUUGCUCUGCACAGUACGCAGUAUGGCAUUAUGAUCACUGAAGGUUUGGAUGCUAGUGAAACGUUAUGUAGCUUAUUGGAAGAAAUCGGCCACUAUGUUGAUUCGUUUCUUGGCCUAACAAAAAAGGAACUGCUUGAAAGUAUUCAAUCGCAGCAGCCCAUUGAAGAUCACGAAGUUUGUGAUAUGGAAAUAGAUUCAGAUUCCGAGCAAAGCCCUCAAAUUAGUGCAACCAAAGAGACUCCUUUGUCUGAUAUAGCUCUUCCGCCAACUGCUUAUCCAAAUUCAAAUUUAUCCUCGACAAUGUCAUUUCCUCAUGCUGCGCUUGCUGAGAUGCCAUCCGUUCCAAGCACUACAAGCUUUUUUAAUUCUAUGGCCAGUAUCGCUUACGCUAAGUCGACAGAUGAAAUGAUAACUGCUAGAUCAAAACCGUUUCCCAAACAUUCUGGAUGUGGGGAUAUUGAUGCUUCAGUUACUUCGUACCAAGCACAAAAAUCGUCACAAAGAAAUUUUACUCCAACUCGAGCGCAGCAGUAUCAUCCAAGCAUUACGUGACAUCAACUGUGCAGUAUCAUGCAAGGCGUCGACGUAAAACUUGUAAUGGAGACUUUGUACCCUAUUGAUAGAACUACCUCUCGACAAUUGUGAUACCCUUCAUAUUCGAGCUUAUGUUGUUUGCAACUGUAAUCACUUUUUUUUUUUCAUAGGGAUCAAGCUUUCCAUACUUUUUCGUGGUUGUCCCUUUUUCGGUUUUCUGUUGCCUCUAACUCGUUUGUCUUUCAAAAU